Messenger RNA from Lecanosticta acicola, 1641 nucleotides. The record is from the annotation of a GenBank genome assembly. Lineage: Eukaryota; Fungi; Ascomycota; Dothideomycetes; Mycosphaerellales; Mycosphaerellaceae.
AUGCCGAUCAUGCGCCGUCGGAGGUAUGUUCCUCUUUGGUAGCUCCGCACAAAUGUUAGUCAUCUUCUCUCGUCCGGUAAAGAUGGAUGGCGUCGUGACAUUAUAGCCAUGGAGAGAUAGAGAUGAGCACCUAAUGAGCAUGUUGUUAGAGAGGAAGAGGAAAACCGGCCGAAGGCACCUAACGACAAGGGUCGGGUGAAACAAAGUCCGAGCGCCUCUGGACGUCAUUUGGCGGGCAUGAAAAGCGCCUGACAUUUGGGCGAGCUCGACUUCGCGAUGAACCACCCAAACAAUCCACCAAGACACAGUACCUCUUCAACACCUACGUGAUAAAGACGAGUGCCACGACAAGAUGUUGAACUGGAUGAAACAGACGCAUGUGCGAGCCUAGGCCUACUAUUCCCGCCGCAGAACUGACCUCCAGCUUGCAGCGUGGGCAUCACGGACCAUAACUACGGCCCCGAUGCGAUCCAAUCUGUAGCCAAGCAGACCGCCGAGACCCCAUACACCGAGCUCACCAAGAAGGACCUCGCCUGGGAGAUAGUCGACGGCACCAAUGUCGAGACCAAGACCUUCUAUGUCAUCGCCGACAAUGGACACAUUGGACUCGUGCAGAUCAUCUACAGCAAUGUCAUGUGAGCAGAAUGGAUGGGAGUCGGCAUGGAGAAUAUGCUGAUGCGGAGGAUUCAGGGGCGUGCGAACGACUGCCCAGUUCAGCAGCAAAAUCUUUGCCAAAGACGGCGGAAAGGACCAUCUGUGGACAUCGGACAACCUGAGUCAGUUCUCAUUCUCCAAGGAUAAGCAGAACUUCAAGGCCAACGGCUGCUCCAUGGAUCUGAGUGAGGAUGGAAAGAGCUAUCGUAUCAAAUCGUCAACGAGCAAGCAGGCCGUCGUUGAUAUGAAGUUCACACAGACCGCACCAGGCUUCAUGGCAGGCAAAAACGGAACGAGUACGUUCGGGACAGAUCCAGAGCAUCCAUGGGGGAAGAUCUACCACAAAUUUUGGCCGAGAUGCGAUGUUGAGGGAAGCAUCGUGACCAAGGAUGGACCCGUCGACUUCAAGGGCAAGGGUAUCUUCAUCCACGCGCUGCAGGGCAUGAAGCCGCACUUUGCAGGUAAGCACCGUCGAACGAGGCGGAGAGGGCAUCUGACUAACUUCGUCCAGCCGCCAAAUGGAACUUUGCAUACGUCCAGUCGCCCAGGUAUACCGCCAUUAUGAUGGAGUUUACCACACCUCCCUCGUACGGCGAGACGAAAGUCAACGUUGGAGGGGUGGUCACGGACAGCGAGAUCCUCUUUGCCGGCGCAUCGCCUGCCAUCAAGGCCGAGCACACUGAAGUCAAGGGCGACAAGGAAAAUGAUUGGCCGGAACCAGCAGCUGCUGCUUUCACCUGGGAUGGAAAGACCAAGGACGGCAAAGAUGCUCACGCCGAAUGGUCUGGCAACAUCAAGGAGAGGACAGAUCGUGUGGAUGUUAUGGGUGAGCUUCCGAAGUUUGUCAAGCAGAUUGUUGCAGGCGCUGCCGGGACGAAGCCAUACAUCUACCAAUACACCCCGAAAUUGCCGCUGAAGAUCAAGAUUGAUGGGGAGGAAACGCAGGAGGAGGCCCAGCUUUUCAUGGAGGCAACUUUCAUCUCGUAA